Bufo bufo (common toad) is the source of this 2234-nucleotide messenger RNA. RefSeq names its product zinc finger DHHC-type containing 1 (gene ZDHHC1). The record is from RefSeq and is a predicted model, not a curated record. Gene Ontology annotation, cellular component: endoplasmic reticulum; Golgi apparatus. The transcript is spliced from 12 exons. Gene Ontology annotation, biological process: protein targeting to membrane; peptidyl-L-cysteine S-palmitoylation. Bases 469 to 2175 code for a protein of 568 amino acids. Lineage: Eukaryota; Metazoa; Chordata; Amphibia; Anura; Bufonidae. Gene Ontology annotation, molecular function: protein-cysteine S-palmitoyltransferase activity.
GUAACCUAUUGGCUGCACACAGCGGCUCAGAGUCAGCACUGCUAUAGUGAUCCCGGUCUGUACACAGCCGCUCAGGUGACCGGGGGGCGCGAGUGACGGGGGCUCCGCUGCUGGGACGAGGGAUGUUCAGAAGAUGACGCCGAGCUGUGAAUAGAAGUGGAGGGUCUGGAGCCCAGCAUGGGACCCGGGGGGAAACGCUUUGCUGUUUGCGGUCUGGGCCAGAGCAAGCGCUGUCAUCUGCGCAGGAUUAGCCCUGUACUAAGCAUCAUGGACGCCUACCAGUGAUUUUUUCACCCACUAUUAUAAAUUACAUAUAUUAUAAACUGUUGCUGCUCCGGAUAUUCAUGAAUCAUUAUAUCCAGAAAGGUCCUGAUGCUUGUAAGCCAGAACACUCCGUUCUGGAGGAAAUAUCAGUAACUUGUCUUCAGGUCGCAAGGCUCUCGCAGGCCCCCAACCAAGUCCAUUCUGAUGACCAUCUGCAAGAAGCCGUCUGGUAAGACCGUGCCGGUCAAGGAGGGGGAGGACGCCGGGACCGAGCCCCCUCAGCAUUCCCGGAGAAAUGGCUGGAGUUGGCCUCCACACCCCUUGCAGUUUGUGGCCUGGUUCACUUUCCUUCUGUUCACCAUCAUCGGAUUUGGCAUUCUUGUCCCCCUUUUGCCUCGGCAUUGGGUAGCCGCUGGUUAUGUUUUUAUGGGAGUGCUGUUCACGUUACAUUUAAUUGUCCAUUUUCUGGCUGUUACCAUUGACCCAGCAGAUGAGCACGUACGUGCCAAGGGCUCCCCCGGUCCGCUACCUGUAUUCGAUAGGACAAAGCAUGCUCAUGUCAUUGAAAACAUGCAUUGUUACAUCUGUGAGGUGGAUGUUGGCGACAAGUCAAAGCACUGCAGUUUAUGCAAUAAGUGUGUCAGUAAUUUUGAUCACCACUGCAAAUGGCUCAAUAACUGUGUGGGAGGAAAAAAUUACUGGCUGUUUUUCAACUGUCUUAUAUCUGCUUUUCUGGGCACUGUGGUGCUGAGCACAAUUUCAUCCUAUGUAUUUGUUGUAUACUUCGUUGACCCGGCAGCGUUAAGGAGCGACCAGCAAUUCGAAGCCAUCCAGAACCUGUCAGACACGUGGUACGUGUUCCUUCCCGCAGCCCCGGUGGAGACUCAAGCGUCUGUCAUUUUGGGCCUAGCAGCUCUCGUUUCAGUGAUGGGACUCAUUACUAUACUGCUGAUAGGGCAGCUGCUCUGCUUUCACAUCUACCUCUUGUGGAAUAAGCUUAGCACCUAUGAGUAUAUAAUGCACCAGCGGCAGAAGCAGGAAAUGAAGUCGAACAGCAGGGAACCGGAGGCUGGAGGAACACCCCCCACAGUCCGGGAGCAGAAUGAAAACUAUGGUGGAAGCCUCGUUUACACAAAUCCAGAUGUUCUAAUUGAAGGCCCUUCAUCUGGAUCUCUGAAUACAGACUCACCAGUGGCCAUGAACGCUAAUCAUGGAGACCCUGAAUUUGACUUGAAGACAUCUCCAGCAGAACAGAAGAAACCAAAGAAGUCAUAUGUGAUUUAUCUCCCACAGAAGAAGAAAAAGAAAAGGACAAAAGGAAACAGAAUCUCUCCAGAAGACUCAAAUAAACCUUCUGGUGACAUACCAAGCCUCCAUGCCCUUCCUCUAUCCCAUGGAGAAAAUGAAGUUCCAGUGUCCCUGGCACCUCCAGGUCCGGACAUCCAUUCUCCCAAUUUCCCAUCGAGGUCUUUACCUGUAUUGGCUCCCAUUAACAUGUGUCCAGUGCAGGCCGCGGGGCCACCUGCAGAGUAUCACUCUGAUUCUGCUGAGUCCAUGGAAGAGAUUCCAGUAGCCCAGACACAUCUAGGCAGCUCUUCCAUGAGCGAAAACCUGUUUCUCACACCAAGGAACCCCAAUGUCACAGCGAGCGAGCGCGAGCAUGGGCCGAGACCAAGUUACUUCUGGCCGGGCACACUGCAAAAGUUUGAACUGCUCCCAAAGACUCCGUCUGUAUUUGUCAGUGACAGCAGUGGAAAACCUCUACCCAAUGGACUUGCCGAGGAAGCCAAAGCACAGGACAGUCACGAGACACGUUACAAGAAGAUGUGGGUGGCAAAGGGCAUGGAAGGAGAGCAGGUUCUUUCCAUCUCUAAUGCAGACGUUUUGCCCUCCAUCAGUGCUAAUAAGUAGCUAUACCUUUUUUUUUUUUUGUUCUUUUUUUAUGACUACUUAUAAUCAUUGAUUCUUAA